UUAACAACCGUUAUUGCCAAUUCGGGAAUCUGUGAUAUAACCUGCAAAACAUAAACAAAUCAGCCGGACACUCGCUGAAACCAAAACCUCUUAAACGUGCAUUCGCGUCUCGGGACUUCUUUAACUAACAAAAAAAAGUUAAUCCAAGAUGCGUUUGAUCCAGAACAUGUCCACUAUCGCGGAGUAUCCAAAAGAGAACAACUCCAACAGGGUCGUUAAAAUCGCGGUGGUCGGCGGCAGCGGAGUUGGGAAGACUGCGCUGGUUGUCAGAUUUCUUACGAGGCGCUUCAUCGGAGAUUACGAGAGGAAUGCAGCUACCCUGUACGCCAGAGAAGUCCAGGUGGAUGGAGAGCAGGUAGCCAUCCAGGUACAAGACACGCCAGGCCUUCAUGUGGGUGGCGGCCUGGGCUCGCAAGAUCAGGUGACCCGCUCCAUCCAAUGGGCUGACGCGGUGGUGCUGGUGUAUUCGGUGACGGACAGGCGGAGCUUCGAUCUGAUUGGCCGGCUGCACCAGCAGGUGCGAGAGGCCCACCCCAACGCCCGCGUGCCCGUGGUCCUGCUGGCCAAUAAGGCGGAGCUGGCACACCUGCGGCAGGUGGACUGGCAGCAGGGCCCGCGGCUGGCACAGGGGCUGGGCGUGGCGUUCCAGGAGGUGUCAGCCAGUGAGAGCUGCAGCGAGAUCCACGCGGCCUUCCGGCUGCUCUGCCAGGCCCCGCCCCCUCCCGCGGCCACGCCCACCAACGCGCCAGAGAAGAGGCGGACCUCCCUCAUGCCCCGCCCCAAAUCACCCAACAUGCAGGACCUGAAGCGCCGCUUCCGCCAGGCUCUGUCUGCUCGGCCACGCACUGCCACCGCUGUGUGAGUGUGUGUGUGUGUGUGAGUGUGUGUGUGUGUGUGUGUGUGAGUGUGAGU
Messenger RNA from Conger conger (European conger), 912 nucleotides. RefSeq names its product RAS-like, family 11, member B (gene rasl11b). Bases 149 to 862 code for a protein of 237 amino acids. Gene Ontology annotation, molecular function: GTPase activity; GTP binding. The record is from RefSeq and is a predicted model, not a curated record. Lineage: Eukaryota; Metazoa; Chordata; Actinopteri; Anguilliformes; Congridae. The transcript has 4 exons.